AUGGUAAAAAAAAUUCCUCUUUGUCGCCGAACAAAUAUUCGAUCUUUGGCAUAUGCUAUGGAUAUGUCAACGUCAACUAUUUUUCGACGCAUCAAAGAAGGAGCUAUAAGGCCACAUACCAAUGCCAUAAAGCCUCAUUUGACGGAGGAAAAUAAGAAGGCAAGACUUCAAUUUUGUCUAUCAAUGAUUGAGUCUGGUACGCUAAAUUCAAAUCCUAUAUUUUCAGACAUGUUUAAUUAUGUUCAUAUAGAUGAAAAAUGGUUCUUUAUGUCGAAAAAAUCUGAAAAGUUUUAUCUUCUUCCUGAAGAACAAGAGCCAAACCCAUAUAGAUCUUGUAAAAGUAAAAAUUUCAUAACAAAAGUUAUGUUUAUGGUUGCUGUUGUGCGCCCUAGGCUUGCUAAAGAUGGAACUGAGUUAUUUUCAGGAAAAAUAGGAAUAUUUCCUUUUGUGUUCAAGGAACCCGCCAAAAAGAAUAGCAAAAACAGAGUAGCUGGAACUUUAGAAAUAAAGCCUAUUUUAUCAGUCACUAAAGAUGUCACUAGGACUUGUUUAAUUGAAAAAGUUCUUCCGGUGAUUCGAUCAAAAUGGCCACUUUCGCAGUCAAAUACUCCUAUUUUUAUCCAACAAAAUAAUGCGAGACCUCACCUUAGUGUUAAUGACUUGCAAUUUACCGAAGUUGCUCGGCAAGAUGGAUUUGAUAUUAGGCUUUGCUUUCAACCUCCUAACAGUCCAGAUUUAAAUGUUUAG
This is a messenger RNA of Nicotiana tabacum (common tobacco), 747 nucleotides long. RefSeq lists its product as uncharacterized. Gene Ontology annotation, molecular function: nucleic acid binding. The record is from RefSeq and is a predicted model, not a curated record. Lineage: Eukaryota; Viridiplantae; Streptophyta; Magnoliopsida; Solanales; Solanaceae.